GUGUAUGAGUUAACAGCUGAAUGUAUGUUUACUGGGAUACUUGCUCUUAAGAAUUUCUGGCUCAGCAUUCUAAAAUUUCUGGAAGCAGAGAACACUGUGCAUGGGAGGAAAAUUAUGAUGGUGGUCUUGAUCCUGGACUCUGAAUUGGAUGAGGAAUCCUUUAACUUGGAUAACAACAACAGUGCUCAUCAUGAAAGAGAUAUAAACCGAAACUUUGAAAAUGAAAUUCCUCAGGAGAAUGGUAAUGCUUCAGUUACAUCUCAACAGAUCAUUCAGUCUUCAGCUUUCCCUCAGGCAGAUGUUCUUUCAAGCUCACUUGAGGCAGAGCAUAGGUUAUUAAAGGAGAUGGGCUGGCAAGAAGACAGUGAAAAUGAUGAAACAUGUGCUCCACUAACAGAGGAUGAGAUGAGGGAGUUUCGAGUCAUUAGCGAACAGUUACAAAAAAAUGGCCUUCGGAAAAACGGCAUUUUGAAAAAUGGCCUCAUCUGUAAUUUUAAAUUUAGUCCCUGGAAAAACAGCACUUUCAAACCUGCUCUGGAGAAUGAAGAUUCCGAGACGAGCAGCAGUGAUACAUCAGAUGAUGAUGAUGUGUGAAGACUUCUGUAACACCUGUAGAAGCCUGUUUUGGUCUCAUGAAAAUCUGGGGAUGUCUUGUCCAAAAAAGAAUUUCUAAUUUAUGUAGUAACAUACCCACUAGAGGAAGAAUGAUGAUACUUUUCUCUCGAGAAAGCAAGGAAUGUUGUGUUGGGUGUGUUGAGCGUUACUAUGAUUUCUUUGUAAACGAAUGUUGUAGAAUGAGGACUUGAUUUGACCCAGCCAGCAAUGACUUUCUUCAUCACUGAAGCAUUUCUGACUAGCAAUGUGACAUUGUAACAGAUCAGACUUUCUCAUUUAAUAAU
This is a messenger RNA of Cariama cristata (Red-legged seriema), 899 nucleotides long. RefSeq names its product vasculin-like. Gene Ontology annotation, cellular component: nucleus. Gene Ontology annotation, biological process: positive regulation of DNA-templated transcription; DNA-templated transcription. The transcript has 5 exons. NCBI's taxonomy places the organism in Eukaryota, Metazoa, Chordata, Aves, Cariamiformes, Cariamidae. The annotation marks the transcript as partial. The record is from RefSeq and is a predicted model, not a curated record. Gene Ontology annotation, molecular function: DNA binding; RNA binding.